CACGUUUGCAUCUAAUCUCAAACAAGGUCUUAUAAAUAGGACUAGGAAAUUUUGCAAAUCACACACAUAGACAUAGACAUACUCCUCCUUUAAUUUAAUUUUUUCUCUCACUUUUUAGGUACCCUUUUUUUUUGUGUGUGUGUGUUUUGCUUCCAAUUUUUUUCACAAACAUGUUGGAUUCUAUAGUGGAGUUCAUCACUCAAGCAGCUUCAAGUUCUGCAUUCAUUUUUUGCUUCUGCAAUUUGAUCAUAGUGUAUAUCUUAUUGGACUUGAAGCCUACCCUUAGUAGUAGUGUUCAGCAAGAAAAUAGUGAAGUCACUCCUUCCAUGGGAACAAAUCUUCAAAAACAAGAAACAAACUCGAAGUUUCUUGUCCAAAAGGAUACCGAGUUGCGAGCAAUACAAGUGUCAUAUGUCCGACAAGUCGAAGCAGAAGCAGAAGCAGAAGCAAAGCUAAUUGAAGUUGACAUCAUUGAGACUAUAGGCAACGAUGAAUGCUUCGUCGAAGAGGUGAAAAAAGAGGACGAGGAAGAAGAAAAAGAGGAGAAGGAGGAGGAGGACGACGACGAGUUAAGAAAACGGGUAGAAGAAUUCAUAGAGAAAGUCAACAAAGGAUGGAAAGAAGAAUUGUUGAUCACAUCAAGCUUGGUAUAAUGUUGUAAUAAUACCAAGAAA
Molecule: messenger RNA, 674 nt
Organism: Arachis ipaensis
Lineage: Eukaryota; Viridiplantae; Streptophyta; Magnoliopsida; Fabales; Fabaceae
Source: RefSeq, a predicted model, not a curated record